This is a messenger RNA of Pogoniulus pusillus (Red-fronted tinkerbird), 2391 nucleotides long. It is a transcript of the gene RASL12, whose product is annotated as RAS like family 12. The record is from RefSeq and is a predicted model, not a curated record. Gene Ontology annotation, molecular function: GTPase activity; GTP binding. Lineage: Eukaryota; Metazoa; Chordata; Aves; Piciformes; Lybiidae. The transcript is spliced from 6 exons. Bases 324 to 1403 code for a protein of 359 amino acids.
GGGAUCCCACUCGCGAGUGGAAAAAAGGGCUUUUUCCCGCUCUGCGCCGGCAGCUGAAGGUGUUUGUGCCUCAGUGCAUCCGAAAGAGCCGAGCGAGUGGUGGGCAGGAGGUUGUGCAGGCGGCAUCGACCCCGGGAGCUGCGUCUGCUGCGGGAGGUGCAAUGAGUGCACCAGCCUCAGCCAGGGGAGCGAGACCAGGCUUCUGUUUGCUGGGGACACGGUGAGGUGCUGGGGAUGCUCAGUAAGGUGCUGGGGGUGCUCAGUAAGGUGCUGAGACACACCAAAGUACGAGCGAAAGGUGAGGUGGCCACCAAGCUGGAGACAUGGUGGGUCCCAGCCCGCGGGGUCCAGGCUGGAAGCCCCGGGAGCUCGGGGCACCGGUGUGUGAUGUCCCCGCGCUGUCCGGGCAGCGUGUCCAGCCCGGCGCUGGCGCAGCACUUUCCUUACAAGGAAUCUGGCUGGGGCCCGAGGCCGCCUUGGCCUCCGCCUGUCUCAUUCAUCGGCAGCCCGGCGGCGGAGGGGCUGCUGCUGCUCCGGAGCGCGGCCAGCCGCACGGCUUCUCCAGCAGCGGGGCUGAAGGACCGAGGAUGUCCUCGAUGUUCGGCAAACCCCGAGCCGGCGGCGAGCGGCCACCACAGAGCCCCCUCACCGAGUGCAACGUGGCCAUCCUGGGGUGCCGAGGGGCCGGCAAAUCAGCCCUGACCGUGAAGUUUCUAACCAAGAGAUUCAUAAGCGAGUAUGAUCCCAACCUCGAGGACACCUACACCUCGGAGGAGCUGGUGGACCAGCAGCCCGUGCUGAUGAAGGUGAUGGACACUGCUGACCAGGAUGGCCCUGAGAACUGUGAGCGUUACCUGCGCUGGGCCAGCGCCUUCCUUGUUGUCUACAGCAUCGAUGACAGGAAGAGCUUCGAGGGCUGCCAGCGGUACCUGGAGGUCCUUGCCCUGCACACAAGGGGCUGCCAGCGUCGCAGCCCUGUGCUCCUGCUGGGCAACAAGCUGGACAUGGAGCAGUACAGGCAGGUGCCUGCUGCUGAAGGGAUGUCGCUGGCGAGCAGGCUCGGGUGCCUCUUCUACGAGGUGUCGGCGUGUCAGGACUUCGCGGGGGUGCAGCAGGUCUUCCACGAAGCCGUGCGGGAGGUGCGGCGCCAGGCGGAGCGGAGCCAGCCCGUCCGGCCACUCUACAUCACCGAGGAGCAGCCCUGCCCGCCGCUGGCCACCACGGUGGCCCUGCCGACUCGCCACGGCUUGGCCAGCUGCACCUUCAACACCCUCUCUACUGUCAACUACAAGGAGAUCCCCUCGGUGGCCCAGGCCAAGCUGGUCACUGUCAAGUCCUCGCGAGCUCAGAGCAAGAGGAAAGCUCCCACGCUCACCUUGCUGAAAGGCUUCAAGAUAUUCUAGCUUAUGUCCUUGUGGGCUGUGGAGGAGGAGGAGAGAACCCCCUGUUGCCCCAUCUCUGGGGCUGAGCCCACCCACAGUGGACUUGCAGGCACCAUGGUGGAUGGUGGCACCCACCUCUGCCCUGGGAUAAAGCCUGCAGUGGCAACUUGGUGAGCAGACAUGGUGCUGAGAGCCCAAAAUGUGCUGUAGCAUCACUCUGCCUGCCCUUGCCCUGGCUCCCACCCCCUGCUGCUGUGUUCACACCCGGUGAGUCCAGCUCAGCUUUCCACGUGGAUCCAGGCAGUUCCCGGAGCAGCUGGAGCUGCAGGAAGGAUGAGGGCUGAACCCAGGGCCUCUCAGUCAGCUUGGGAGCCUGGCAGCCAGCAAUGGGAGAGCAGGAAGGGGGAUAAUCAAUCCUUAAUCAAUCACAGAGGCACCCAUCUCCUCUGUCUCACAAGCCCCCUGACCAAGCAAUAAGCAGAAGGAUUUUUUCUUGUUUGUUUCUUUUUUAAUCCAAAGGAGGACGGUGCAGACUUUGUUUCAGCCAACUAAAGGCCUCAGGGGUCCUGAAACCGAUUCCCCUGCAUUGAAAUACAUCACACCAAAAGAGCUGGGGGGGGUUGUAUGCUGCAGUGCUCCUUUCCAAAGGCUUUGCAAGGAGAGGUGCUCUGCAAAGCCUGUGUUUAAAAGACUGAUCUGUUUCCAAAAACAGCUUAAGUUACUUCAUGGCUUCUACAUGCACCCAGUGGAGGGUGUGAGGUGAUUCCCAAGGCAGAUCAGGCUCUACUCGUGCCAAGGGCUGUGCCUUCAGUUCCGUUUGCUCUAUCAGGUUAAAUGUUCUGCUUCUCCCUGGAGCUGCAGAGUCAAACAUCCAGGUGCACACUUGUGCAGAUAUACAUAAAGAUAGAUGUGUACAUACAUGACUUUACUGAUGCAGAGAGAGCUUCACUGUGGGAUUUCAAUCAACCACUUUGGAAAAUAUUUUAAUAAAGCUGAUUUCUGAAAAGAA